Molecule: messenger RNA, 2001 nt
Organism: Suillus paluster
Lineage: Eukaryota; Fungi; Basidiomycota; Agaricomycetes; Boletales; Suillaceae
Product: ARM repeat-containing protein
Exons: 12
Coding region: 1-2001 (666 amino acids)
Biological process (GO): ribosomal large subunit biogenesis; protein import into nucleus
Source: RefSeq, a predicted model, not a curated record
AUGGGGAAGUCGCAGAAAAAACGGUCGAUGCGCCGGCACAAUCCCAUGCGGGUGCCAGAUUCGCAUCUUCCCAAAGGUCUGGAAUCGGCAGCUUCAUCCUCCCCGAAAAAUGAAGCAGUAUUACCUAUCAUCCAAAAGUUGGAGAGCCCAGACGCUUCUGAACGCAAGUGGGCAUGCGUCGCGGUGUCCAAUCUAAUACAAAAUGAUCCAUCUACGCGACGAUUACUGCAGGGAAAAAAUGUUGUCGGAGCACUCAUUACGCGUCUAUCUGAUAGCGAGGAGGAGGUUUGGAUCGAAGCCGCUGGGGCACUAAGAAAUCUGUGCAUUGAUGGAGGAUACGAUAUAUGCGCCGAAAUGUACAAUAAAAAUAUACUCGCUCCCCUUAAAACAUUUGUGCCGAAGAUAUCGAGUGCACUCUCACAAUUUUUGGAGUCACCCAAAACGGCUCCAGAGAAUGCACAAAAAGUAGUAUAUGAAUUUACCGAGAAUGUCAAUACUAUACUCUGGUGUCUUUCGGAAACAUCAAACAAGGCUCUCAAUGCUAUCAACCAAAUAAACCUUGUUCCCUUUUUGAUGUCCUUCCUGGCCGCUCGAGCCAAAUUGCCGAUAGCUACUGUUACUGCUGCAGCGCAAUGCCUGUACGUCUUGACGGAUGACAAUCAGCCAGCAAUAGAUGAGUUGCGGUCGAGUGCGGCGUUCAGCACGUGUUUACUCGAAAUUGUACACAACGAAGGCGAUGUAAGGAGCAAGGAUAACGAAGCAUUUGGGGAUAGAUUGACCAUGUUGAAAGUGCUGUCAAGUGGUAUCCUGAGCAACGUUUCGCCUUUGCCUCCCCCUAGUGCCGCAUCAGGGGUCGAUGUUGGCAAGGAGAUUGUACUUCCACUACUUCAGCCAGUUGUGGCUUCUGUGUCUCUUAUCGAGUCAUCAGCGCUCGCUGAGAACCUGGUCGCAAAAUUGGCGCUGGAACCUCCACAGAUAGAAAAACUAUCUCUCAAAAGUGGUCCACAGUCAGAUCACAGGUCUGACACCGAGCUCGAACUCGAACGUUUGGAGAACAAAUUGCGCACUGUCCAGCUUGCAUUAGAAAUUCUGACCGGGGUGUGCGCAACAUUGCCUGACCCCGUAUCAGAAGCGCACGAAGGUGAACUUGAUGCAGAGGAAGACGCUGAAGAAAAUGAUGUUGAGAUAGAAGAGGAUGUGACUGAUGGCAUGGCCCUCGACGAUAUACCGAUUACCAACGGUGCAACAAUCCCAAGUCAUCUGCCUGCGCUCGUACAACCUCUCAUUACCCUUAUCCAACCCGCUAGGUUGUCUUUUCCUCCUGCAGCCGGGCAAUCCUCGCACCCACCGACGACAUCGGUGUUGAGUGCAAUUCAUGUUAGCGCACUUGAGUGCUUGAAUAACAUAUUUCUCUCGCUGAGUGCGUCUCCAACUACUGAAUUAGCCACGGCGACCGCGAGUGGAAAGCAAGUAUGGGACGCCGUGUGGGCUGCACUUGGGAGUGUAGGCACGGAAAUUACACGUGGUCAAGGGCGUAAACAAGAAAUGUGGGAGAUUGGUGUGGGUGUGCUCUGGGGAGUAGGAAAUAUCUGGAAGGGUAGCUUGGUGCCCAACGAAGAGCAAGUUCAGCUAUUGAUUCAGCUCUGCAACUCGAGCGCUGAUCCUGCUGUUCGCGUGAAAUGCAUCGGCACGCUCGAGUGCCUGGCGCAGCAUCCACAAUCUAUCGAUGCCAAUCGCGUUAUUGCAAUGCACCUGCUUUCCAUCCUCCCAACAUCCACAGCGCCUUCAUCCUAUAGCACCGAGCCAGUCAUCCAAGCACUGUCGGCUCUCAUAGACAUCUACUCAGAUGAGAAUCUCCCAUACGACGUCAAUUUCCGGCAAGGCAAUUUCGUGCAGCGCCUUGUGGAUAGCGUUGAUGGGGUGCGCAAGGCUCUGAGAGGGGAGGGGAUGCGAGACAACUUGGUUGCCUUCAUCAAGUACCGAAAGGCCUUGCGAUUUUAG